Molecule: messenger RNA, 1798 nt
Organism: Osmia lignaria (orchard mason bee)
Lineage: Eukaryota; Metazoa; Arthropoda; Insecta; Hymenoptera; Megachilidae
Gene: Jhe
Product: juvenile hormone esterase
Source: RefSeq, a predicted model, not a curated record
AUGACGAGACUGCCAAUCCUGCUGCUCCUCUCUGGGCUUGUAACGCUGGCAUGGAGCCUGGAAGAGUCGCCGAGACGUCGAACUCCUCUGGGUGCUGUCAAGGGAUAUUAUGAAGUGUCUGCUGAUGGAAGACAGUACGAAGCCUACGUGGGAAUCCCUUACGCCCUUCCUCCAACUGGCAAACUUCGGUUCAAGCCUCCUCAACGGCUGCCACCAUGGAUGGGCGAACUCCCGGCGAACAAAUUUGGCUCUCCCUGCUUGCAAUACAACCAAGAGUCUUCUGAUCCAAAUAAGAAAGUCGAAGGUGCUGAAGACUGCCUUUAUUUAAACAUUUAUGUACCAGCAGAUGUCAAGGAAUCCUCUAAACCAUUGCCGGUGAUCUUUUGGAUUCAUGGAGGAGCCUUUCAGUACGGUUCCGGCAUGUCCAUGGGUGCUAAAUACCUUAUGGACCGUGAUGUUGUAUUUGUUACGUUCAACUAUCGUCUUGGAAUAUUAGGAUUCCUUAGCACCGAAGACGAAGUAGUCCCUGGUAAUAUGGGACUGAAAGACCAAAGUAUGGCCCUACGAUGGGUCUCAGAGAAUAUCGAGUGGUUCGGUGGUGAUCCAAAUCGAGUGACCUUGAUUGGUUUAAGCGCUGGUGGUGCGAGCGUUCAUUAUCACUAUUUGUCUCCUAUGAGUGCUGGUCUCUUCCAAGGUGGUAUCUCAAUUAGUGGUACCGCUUUCGACUGUUGGACACAGACAGAAAAUUCUGCACAAAAGGCUAAGCAAGUAGGUGCUCUCAUGGGUUGCCCUACAAAUAAUGUAAGAGAUAUGAUACAUUGUCUCAGAUACCGUCCGGGCAACGUCAUGGUUGAGGCUCUCGGCAAAUUUUUGCGGUUCUAUAACAAUCCAUUCACGCCAUUUGGUCCAGUCCCUGAGAAAUAUGGGGACGAACCAUUCAUUGAUCGAACGCCCGCUGAAAUCGUGAAUAGCGGAGACGUUCAAGAUGUUCCUUGGGUCACUGGAGUGGUAAGCGAAGACGGAUUAUACCCUGUCGCUGAAUUUAUUGCUAAACCAGAAGCUUUGAAAACGUUGGACGAUAACUGGGACCUUCUUGCACCUCAUUUCCUUGAUUACAAUUACACUUCACCCAAAGAGGAACAUGUUAAAGUUGCCAGACUUAUUAAAAAACACUACUUUGGAACAAAGAAAAUAGAAGAAUCAACAAAAUCUUUAAUAAAAUUAUCUAGCGAUAGAUUCUUUGUUACUGACAGUGUAAAAGCUGCUAGAAUGCAGGCCAAAGUUAAUAAGCAACCUGUCUGGUAUUACUAUUUUUCCUACAGAGGUGCGCACAGUUUUAGCGAAGCUUUGAGCGGAACUAGUACUAAUUAUGGUGUGAGUCAUGCAGAUGAUGCAUACUAUGUGGUAGACACAUUUUUCCUUGACCCUACAACAACUCCAAAUGAUCUUAAGAUGCAACAAGUGUUAAUUGAUUUUUGGGUAUCAUUUGUAACUAACAGUGUUCCAAAAGUGGGUACUGUGCAAUGGUCAAGAUUAAAUCCAAAAGAAAAGACCCUUAACUAUGUACACAUUGCUGGACCACAAAACAUUCAUAUGGAAAGUGCUACAAACUUUGGAGACGCAGAGUUUUGGAACUCCCUCAAUUUAAAUGAAAACAAAUUAAAGACUGCAUCUAGUAGAUCAGAAGAACUGUAAUAAUGUUUCAUACUGAUAUCACAAAUUGUACCAAUUUAAUUUAAACCUUCUUUCUUUAUAUUCAUUAUUUUACGACAAAAAUAAAAUAUUUUUCAUAUACUAA